AUGAUAGGGUUCGAAGAUUUCUCUCUUUUUAUGUGGAAUGUCAGAGGAGCUACUAGCGCCAACGCUAAGUUAGCUUUGAAAGAGUAUAUCAGGCGUCAUAAGCCGGAUAUUAUUGUUCUAGUGGAAACGCAUUGCCAGUUCCAGAGGACCCAAAGAUUUUGGAAGGCUCAAGGCUUUCUUCCAGGGUGCAUCGUCGAAGCUACUGGGCAUAGUGGAGGGAUCUGGGUCCUUUGCCACCAGAGCUCCCCCUUCAAGGUGAUGCCUUUGGAGUCCUUUCACCAGGCUGUGACAUUUGAUGUUGUGCUUGGUGCUUUCUCUUGGACUUGCUCGGCCAUUUAUGCAAGUCCUACGCCGAAUCUUCGAGAGGAGCUUUGGGGCCACUUGGCUCAGCUCCGGUCGACGGUUGUGAAGCCUUGGAUGGUGGUGGGUGACUUCAAUGAGAUUCUCUACCCAUUGGAGGUCAGGGGAGGGGCCUUUCUCGCUAGUAGGGCCCUUCGUUUUGCAGAUGCACUGGAAGCUUGCCACUUGAUUGAUCUUGGAGUAAAAGGAGGCUCCUUUACCUGGCAUAGGAAGGAGCGUGGGACUCUUAAGGUUUCUAAACGCCUAGAUAGAGCAGUUGCUGACCAUGAAUGA
Messenger RNA from Lotus japonicus, 633 nucleotides. RefSeq lists its product as uncharacterized. Gene Ontology annotation, molecular function: catalytic activity. The coding region runs from base 1 to 633 and encodes 210 amino acids. The record is from RefSeq and is a predicted model, not a curated record. The transcript has a single exon. NCBI's taxonomy places the organism in Eukaryota, Viridiplantae, Streptophyta, Magnoliopsida, Fabales, Fabaceae.